Scylla paramamosain (green mud crab) is the source of this 2769-nucleotide messenger RNA. RefSeq lists its product as uncharacterized. The coding region runs from base 370 to 2769 and encodes 799 amino acids. The transcript is spliced from 14 exons. Gene Ontology annotation, molecular function: serine-type endopeptidase activity. Gene Ontology annotation, biological process: proteolysis. The record is from RefSeq and is a predicted model, not a curated record. NCBI's taxonomy places the organism in Eukaryota, Metazoa, Arthropoda, Malacostraca, Decapoda, Portunidae.
ACAUCUGUGUGCGAAAAGUAGCGAAUUUGAGCUUAAAUCCCGACAGCUUCUUGGGACCAUGUUCUGAAACACUUUUGUUGAAGUUACAGGAUUUUCUUAAUUAAUUGUGUUUUCUCGGUAAUAGUGACAGAUUAACAUUUCUACUUUAUAGACAGGAGAAACACUCUUGAGAACCUGGGUAAUCAUCUCUGUGGUCUUUGAAAGUAGUCGUGGUGAGACAGCAGUAUUUCAGAAUACAGACAUUGAUAAUACGGGGAGGGCUCUCGUGCCCCUACCAGAACUAUCAGGUCUCACUCACCCAGCUCGGGGGGUUAUUCAAUCGAUCAAUCAGAUGUCAGUCUUAGUCGUGUACCACUGAAGGAACAGGAAAUGUUUAAUACCAAAGAAUAUAAGAUACUCUACUUCUAUUUUUCAUUUGCCUGCUUGAACUUUGUAUUCCUGACACUGCCUGUCCUCGCCAAGCCUCAAGUGGUAGCAGUAGGGACAGUGGGGGAGGAAGGAGACACGGCGGACACAUGCCAGGAUCUGCGGCAGGAAUGCGCUGAGCUGGCAGAGGAGGGAGGCUGUGAGGGCAACGCAGAAUUCAUGGAAGUGUUCUGUCAACGGACGUGUGACACAUGUCGUCCUCGAUCCAAGGUGUCUGGCUGCGAGGACCAGCGCGAGGAGUGUGGAUUCUGGGGAGGCAGCGGACAGUGUGACUUCAAUCCCGCAUUUAUGAACAUCAACUGUCCUGCCACGUGUCGAGCCUGUUCCCCGCUGACACCCGAGGACUGCGUGGACCAACACAGAUACUGCUUCCUUGGGUCGCUGCUAGGACUGUGCCGCACCAACCCUUCCUUCUACCUGGUGUUCUGCGGGGACUCCUGCAGGAGGUUUAUUCCAAUCUGCAGAGCAGGGAGGAGCAGCACUGUGCCGGAGCUGUGUCUCUCCAGAGUUAGGGGUGAAGGUAUUCAGUGUGGGAAGAAACCUAAUAUCACGUCGAGUGCCAGAAAGAACAGGAGUCCUGUGCGGAAACGGCGAGAUGUGGUUGUGGGCCACCAGCCUCAUGGAAAAGACUCCUGCAGCACUCCGUCUCACAACAGUGCGGGCAGGGAAGCCUUCACGUUGUUUUUGUCAGAGUAUGGGGCAGGGGUGCAGGAUGAGAGAGACCCGAAGAUGGAGGUACAGUCCAUGACCUACGAUGAGGAAAAUCAAGAUGUUUUCUGGAAGGAUUCCGAGAUAUUGAGAGGAAAAAAGAGAAAGACAAAAUUGCUUCGUAUAAAAAGGCAGGGAGCAACGCUAAACGGUGAUACAUUUGAUUAUGAAUUUGAUCCAACAGGCGAAAACAUAAAUGGUGACAAUGGAACCUACGGAAACAACAACACUGAAAACAACACUGAAACGAACUUCUGUAUAAUGCCACUGAUCGGCACACACACUUCAGUGAACAUAUGUGCAGUUAUAAUACCACUUAUGCCGGUUAUAGCUAUAGGAAUCACAAACGCCGUAUUUACAGCUCUUUCCGCAAGCUCUGUCGCCCAACGGACCCCUUCGUCCAGGCCGCCAAUGAACCAGCCACCACAGCAACAGCCCAAUACCCCAUCACAGCAGCAGCCCACACCCCAGCAGCCCUCACUAUCCAUAGAUGUCAAGGUGCGCGCCCUGGUGCCCUUCUGUACCGCCUCGGGAUACCUCAGCCUGGUGCAAAGACUAAGAAGACUAAUCCGAGGCAACACAGGCCGGCCUCUCAACCCCAUCGCGGCUUCCCUCGCAGUAGCUGUAAAUUUCUGUCAGUACGGUGUGGGCAGGCGUAACCAGCGCGUGCCCGACCCACCGCAGCAGCUGCAGCAGCCGUCCGUGGCCCAGGUGUUCUUGACAGACUACGAAGCAAACGCGGCCCUCAACACCCCUCACCGCUGGCCCGGCAUUAGCUUCCCAGGGCUUAACCUGUAUCAAGGCGACCAGACACCACCUCCUCCCGUGUCACUUGAUGCUCCUGCCGGCACCACCCUCAACGACACGCAGGCGGAGGGUGAGGAGCCCGGCCCACGCCCCGUGACAGAGGACAACGUGAAUAACAGAGGGGCUUUCAGUUGUGGCGGCGCCUUGAUCUCUCCCUACCACGUGGUGACGGCAGCACAUUGUCUCCUGGAACCUGGGGUAACGGAUAACGGCACCGUCAAUUUUCUGAAGCCGUCUGUGGUGCGUCUGGGCGAGGUGGACUUCACACGAGCUGAUGAGAGCCAGGCUUUUGACUAUGAGGUGGACGGGGUUCAAGUGCACGAGGGGUACGCACUACCAGCCAAAUACAACGACAUAGCAAUCAUCACCCUCAAGUAUCCGGUACAGUUCACGGAGGCGUUACAGCCAUACUGCUUGCCGCGGGUGGGCGUAGACCUGGUGGGGCGCUCCUUGACUGUGUCGGGGUGGGGAGUGCGGCCAGGCGGUCAGGUUGCUACAAUACUACACAACAUCGAAGUGAGGGUGGUAUCUGAGGAGGAAUGCAGGGACGCCUAUGACGACGAAGACAUUAGUGCGUUCUUUGAGGUGCAGUACCCAGACGGCGUGAACAAGUUGCUGGUGUGUGCCACAAGUGAGGAGCCUGUCUGCAGGGGCGACUCUGGCGGGCCUUUAGUGCUUGACGCGGAGCAGAUCCAGUAUGAGGUGGGCGUGGUGAGCACUGGGUACGGGUGUGGCGCCUCGCAGUACCCGGGCAUCUAUACAAAUGUCAGCCAGUUCCUUACAUGGAUCAGGGAAGAAGUCUACGAUGGGUGUUCUGUAUUGACCUAA